Messenger RNA from Pseudonaja textilis, 1758 nucleotides. RefSeq names its product aldehyde dehydrogenase family 3 member B1-like. Gene Ontology annotation, cellular component: cytoplasm. Gene Ontology annotation, biological process: aldehyde metabolic process. Gene Ontology annotation, molecular function: aldehyde dehydrogenase (NAD+) activity; 3-chloroallyl aldehyde dehydrogenase activity. The record is from RefSeq and is a predicted model, not a curated record. Lineage: Eukaryota; Metazoa; Chordata; Lepidosauria; Squamata; Elapidae.
AUGUCCAGGAAAUCUGAAGACCAGCAAGAUGCUACCUUGGAUGAACACAAAGUUCAUGAAAUUCCUCUUGAAGAUGAAAGCACCCAGAGCACUGCAAGUUUGGGGAGGCAGACUAUCCGAAAGCAGAGCAAGCUUGAGGACUGGACCAGCCAAGAAGACAACAUGCAAAGUAGCAGCUCAGGAUAUCCCAAUAUGAAGAAACCACAAAACCCCCAAGAUACUGCCAGUAGAUGGUCAGGGCAAGGUAGAAGAAGACAAGAAAACCCAAGUUGGACCACAGAGAGGUACUCCUCAGGGAUACCCAAUCCAAAGUGCCACCGACCCUGGGACUGUUCCACCGAAUGCCAAGACCCAGAAAGUACAAACCCUUACGCUGACCUAGUGCACUGCUUACGUGCUGCCUGGAUGACAGGAAAGACACAUCCAAAAGAAUAUCGGAUCCAUCAACUGGAGGCCCUAUGCCACUUUCUGGAUGAAAGGCAGGCAGAUAUCCAGCGUGCCCUGUGUGAAGACCUACACAAGCCCUGCUUUGAAACUGAGUUCACAGAGGUUUUGUUGGUCAGAAAUGAACUGGCCAAUGCUCUUAACAACUUAUGCUGCUGGAUGAAGGAUGAAAAUGUGCACAAGAAUCUAAUGACACUGAUGGAUUGUGCCUUCAUUCGCAAGGAUCCAUAUGGUGUGGUGCUGAUCAUUGCACCCUAUAACUAUCCUAUCCAUUUUACUUUGAUGCCCCUUGUGGGUGCCAUUGCAGCUGGGAAUUGUGUGGUUCUCAAGCCUUCAGAAUUAAGCAGCUGCACCGAAAGGCUCCUUGCAAAAGCAUUGCCUUGUUAUAUGGAUCCACAAACCUUUGCUGUGGUGACAGCUGAUCCUGAAGAAACCGAAAAAUUACUGGAAAAUAAAUUUGAUUAUAUCUUCUAUACAGGGAAUAACCAUGUAGCAAAGAUCGUCAUGACCGCUGCAGCAAAACAUCUCACACCAUUGACUCUAGAGCUGGGGGGGAAAUGUCCCUGUUAUGUGGAUAGGUGCUGCAAUUUCCAGAAUGUAGCCAACCGAAUUGUAUGGGGAAAAUGCGUCAAUGCUGGACAGACAUGCAUCGCACCAGAUUAUGUGAUCUGUACAGUUGAAGUACAAGAAAAGUUGUUGCCUUGCCUGCGCCAAGCUAUCUGUGAAUUUUUUGGCCAUGAACCCAAGGAAUCACCUGAUUUUGGCCGCAUGGUCAAUGACGCGCAUUUCCAGCGUGCCCGAGCUUUGCUGGAAAGUGGCCGGGUGGCCAUUGGUGGAGAGACCGAUGAGAGUGAGCGUUAUAUUGCUCCCACAGUGCUGGUGGAUGUGAAAGAGUGCGAUCCAGUCAUGCAGGAGGAAAUUUUUGCACCCAUCCUGCCAAUAUUCAUUGUGAGAGAUAUGGAAGAAGCCAUAGAUUUCAUCAAUUGCAGAGAACGUCCACUAGCUGUGUAUGCCUUCUCCUCUGACUCCAAGGUUGUGAACCAGGUACUGGAUCACACUAGCAGUGGUGGCUUUUGCGGUAAUGAUAUUGGCAUCCAUGCAACAUCGAUUGCCCUACCAUAUGGUGGCAUAGGACACAGUGGCUUUGGCCAAUACCAUGGCAAAUUUUCUUUCGAUACGUUUACUCACUUACGUGGCUGUCUUUUGCGCUGCAUGGGCUUGGAGCUAAUGAACAAAAUGCGCUAUCCUCCGUACAGCAAUAAGAAAUUGAGAGCAAUAGUUUGUGCUAUGGAGAUCAGGCGCCACUGGUUGUGA